CCCCACUUUCCAUUGCCAAAUUUGAUUAAAUCACCUGCACCAUCUAAACUAAAUUGUGUCAAAGAAUAAGGAAAUGGCUCUUGUUUAUGGAAGUGUUCAAAGUUCAGUUGUUGCAGAAGGGCUCUGCUUCUACCCUGAUGCCUCUAUGGUGUCUAAAAUCUUCACGGUGCUAGCAAUGGUUGCAGGGUUAGUGGGGUAUUUGUAUGGCCCAUAUUGGAAGGUGAGAAGGGUGCCUGGUCCACCAACUAUCCCACUGGUAGGACACCUGCCUAUGAUGACUAAGUACGGCCCUGGUGUGUUUUCGGUUCUUGCUAAACAAUACGGUCCUAUUUUCAGGUUUCACAUGGGAAGACAACCCCUGAUAAUUGUAGCAGAUGCAGAGCUCUGUAAAGAAGUUGGAAUCAAGAAAUUCAAGGAUAUUCCAAACAGAAGCAUUCCCACACCUAUUGCUGCCUCCCCACUUCAUCAAAAGGGUCUUUUUUUCACCCGGGAUUCAAGAUGGUCGACUAUGAGAAACACUAUCUUAUCUGUGUACCAACCAUCACACUUGGCAAACCUAGUUCCAUCCAUGCAGAAUUGUAUUGAAUCCGCUACUGAAAAUCUCCAUUCAUCUAAACAAGACGUUGUUUUCUCUAACCUCUCACUCAAACUGGCAACUGAUGUAAUUGGACAAGCUGCUUUUGGGGUUAACUUUGGCCUCACCACACCACAAUCAAUCAAUCAGAGUGAUGAAGUCUCUGAUUUCAUUGAUCAACAUAUCUAUUCCACAACACAACUUAAGAUGGACUUGUCAGGUUCUCUGUCUAUUAUACUAGGUCUACUUGUUCCCAUACUGCAGGAGCCUUUCAGGCAGAUUUUGAAACGAAUACCUGGAACCAUGGAUUGGAAAAUUGAGAGGACUAACAAGAAGCUGAGUGGCAGGCUUGAUGAGAUUGUAUCGAACAGAAUGAAAGACGAGAACCGAGGUUCAAAGGACUUCUUGUCUCUAAUAUUGAGUGCAAGGGAAUCACAAAAUGUUGCUACCAAUGUUUUUACACCGGACUACAUAAGUGCAAUUACUUAUGAGCACCUUCUUGCUGGUUCAGCAACAACAUCCUUUACAUUAUCGUCGAUCGUCUAUUUAGUUUCCGGACAUCCUGAGGUUGAGAAAAAGUUGGUGGAAGAGAUUGAUGGGUUUGGUCCACAUAACCAGGUGCCAACUGCUUAUGAUCUCCAACAUAAAUUUCCUUAUCUUGAUCAGGUGAUUAAAGAAGCUAUGAGGUUCUACGUAGUUUCUCCCUUGGUUGCAAGAGAAACAUCAAAAGAAGUGGAGAUCGGAGGCUACCUUCUGCCUAAGGGAACUUGGGUGUGGUUAGCAAUUGGGGCCUUAGCCAAAGAUCCAAAAAAUUUCCCAAACCCAGAUAAGUUUAUACCGGAGCGUUUUGAUCCAAAUUGUGAAGAAGAAAAAGGAAGGCACCCUUAUGCUCUUAUACCCUUCGGUAUCGGGCCUCGGGCAUGUGUUGGCCAGAAGUUUUCCUUGCAGGAAAUCAAACUCUCCUUGAUUCAUCUAUAUCGGAAAUGUACAUUUCGACAUUCUACCGCCAUGGAGAACCCUUUGAAGCUUGAAUACGGCCUAGUUCUCAACUUCAAACAUGGCGUAAAGCUCACUGUCACGAAAAGAACAUGAUUAUUGUAUCUGACUGGGUUAUAUAUUCUCAGUCCUAU
This is a messenger RNA of Hibiscus syriacus, 1704 nucleotides long. RefSeq names its product cytochrome P450 711A1-like. The coding region runs from base 74 to 1666 and encodes 530 amino acids. The transcript is spliced from 5 exons. Gene Ontology annotation, molecular function: oxidoreductase activity, acting on paired donors, with incorporation or reduction of molecular oxygen; monooxygenase activity; iron ion binding. The record is from RefSeq and is a predicted model, not a curated record. NCBI's taxonomy places the organism in Eukaryota, Viridiplantae, Streptophyta, Magnoliopsida, Malvales, Malvaceae.